UUACAGAAUAUGUGCAUUUUCAAAGAAUAUGUCAAUUUGCCAAACUAUAAAUCCAUAGCACUGCUACCAGUCAUGCUGGAUAAAUAUUGUCUAAGAGAAUCCCUAUGAAACAUCUCAAUAUAAAAAUGGAGGUGAAUAAAAUAAGUUUCUAAUGGAUCCAACAAAAAGUGAAGGAUACCUCAUAUUUCAUGUUUGACCUGGAGCAACGUUUUUUAAGUACUGAGAGAAUAGAACUCUCUUCACUGCAUUUUAUCAUUUACCAUUCACAUCCUCAUUCUAGUAGCAAUAUCAGCCUAAAAACAUCAAAAUGGACACAAAAUAAAGGAAUGUACCAGGUGAUUGAAGGCAUAAUUUCACCAGUAAAUGACAAUUAUGGAAAGAAAGAACUUGCAGCUGCAAAACACCGAGUCGCCAUGGUACGACUAGCACUACAGACAUCCAGCUGGAUUCGAGUGGAUCAGUGGGAGAGUGAACAAAAGGAGUGGAUAGAAACAGUAAAAGUGUUAAGACAUCAUUAUAGUGAAUUGCUCAGGAAAGAGGCCACAAACUCCAAUGCAGGUUCUGAAAUACCUACUGAGGAUAUUGCCACUCCAGCAUAUACAGCUGCUCCUGAGUUAAAGCUGCUCUGUGGUGCAGAUAUCCUGAAGACUUUUCAAACCCCCAACCUCUGGAAAGAUGAACACAUCCAAGAAAUAGUUGAAAAGUUUGGCUUAGUAUGUGUUAGCAGGGCUGGCCAUGACUUUCAGCAAUAUAUCUCUGAAUCAGCCAUUUUAACUCACUAUCAACAUAAUAUACACCUAGUUAAGAAUGUGGUACAGAGUGAUUUGAGUGCCACAUAUGUAAGACAAGCCUUGUACCAAGGACAAAGUGUGAAGUAUCUGAUUCCAGACUCAGUCAUUUCUUAUAUUAAAGACCAUGACCUCUACCGGGAAGAGAGAAAAUAAAUAUAAUUAAAGGAAUGGAAUGAUGAAGGAAAAGUGAUGUUAAGAAGUUGUUGGGGCUUCUCUAUUCUACAUGUGAAAUUCGGUUCCACAGUUAUUAGAAACUUUCAGAGUUUGCACAAAUAAUAAGUUGGGUUUUUUUUUUAAAUGGCAAAGUGUUCCUUGUUCAUACAAUAUUGUGCAUAUUGAAUUCUUUAAUGAGUCUUUAAGCACAAUAUCCUCUUCUUUAUUAGAGAUGUUUGACAGGAUACUAAUUACUUUAGAAUGACUUGGUAAGCUUUUGUUUUGAAAAAAAUAGUACUAAUAGAGCAAAAUCAUAAUGGGAAGUUUAGUUGUGACAAGUGUGGACUCUUUGUAUAUUCAGCACUUUCCUAAGCAGUAUUGGAUAUUCCACAGAGAACCAUUUAAGAGGAAUACAUUUCUAUUUGGUAUUGAAAAUUAAGCUAUUUUCUAAACAAAUGUUUUUAUGUAUUUUAAUAUAAUAAAUAUUUUAAUACUGUUUUUAGCAGGAAACAUGAUAUUCCUGACUUUAAAUGCCAAUGUCCUCAUUUCCAAGAUUUCUUUAAAAAAAAGUUGAUUCAUUUAAUUUUAAUAGGAUCUUUUGAGUGUUUCAUGUCUGCAUAUUGGCAAACAAAAAAUAAAAUAUCACAAAGUUCUAAUGAA
Messenger RNA from Sarcophilus harrisii (Tasmanian devil), 1604 nucleotides. It is a transcript of the gene NMNAT3, whose product is annotated as nicotinamide nucleotide adenylyltransferase 3. Bases 189 to 944 code for a protein of 251 amino acids. The transcript is spliced from 4 exons. Gene Ontology annotation, biological process: NAD+ biosynthetic process. Gene Ontology annotation, cellular component: mitochondrion. The record is from RefSeq and is a predicted model, not a curated record. Lineage: Eukaryota; Metazoa; Chordata; Mammalia; Dasyuromorphia; Dasyuridae. Gene Ontology annotation, molecular function: nicotinamide-nucleotide adenylyltransferase activity; nicotinate-nucleotide adenylyltransferase activity.